AUGAGCAAUUACGACAAGAACAGAGAUGAAGCAUUCGAAAAGGAGGCCUGGAAUGCCGCACGAGCAGUAUUUUCAGGAAAUCAUGAUCCAUCCAACUUCCAGCCAUUUCUCAAAGACUAUACCACACCCGAAUCAGCUCGGAGUUCGGUCGUCCAGGCGCAAAAAGAAGCCAACUCCGAGUAUAAUGGUAAACUUGGUGCCAUUCUUGACAAGGUCGACCAGUUUAUGAAAGUGGGAGAUCUCGCCAUCAAGUCAGCCCCUGAAAGUGUCGGCCUUGCCUGGACCGGUAUCAGACUCUGCCUUCAUUCAGUCCAAGAUGACUUUGCAACCUUCAGCCUCUUCUCCGGAGCGUGCGCAGAUAUCUUAGGAAUCCUCAUAUCUUGUCGAGUUUAUGGCCGCUUGUAUGCAACCCGGGACCGUCCUCCUGAAUUUACCGAGCUUCAUGAAAAGGUGUUGAGUUACAUUCAGGAUACAUACGUGAACAUCAUCGAGUUCUCAUAUCAAAUGUGGAAAUAUGCUCGAUCCAACACCGGCGUGCGUGUCAUCAAGGGGUUGUUCCGUAGCGCCCAAGGAAAGUUCCAGCCCAAGAUAAAAGCCAUCAAAGACAACGAAGCCCAGAUGAAUAAAUAUGCCUCCCAGGCAAACCAACAAGUCUCGCAGUAUUAUCAGAAGAAAGGCCUGGACAACGACGCAACAAUGAUGAAAGGCUUAUCGGAACAAAUGGAAAUGCUACAAGCAUUGCAAGAGGAGGCCGCCAAGCAGAACAAGUUGAUGGAGGAAUUGAUGAAGAGAGACGAACUUCACAGAGGAGACCAACGUAUGACUGCAGCCGAGAUCACCCAUGCCAAUUGGGAAAAGCAAAAGAAGGAACUGCCAUCCCUCGAGGACAAUCAACAAGUGCUAGAUUCUAAACUAGCUGCUCGCAAAGAAGGAACUUGUGGCUGGAUUCUGGAAAACAGUAAAUUUCAAGACUUUGUCAACGCUGAAGGUGGUAACGUUACCUGGCUGGUCGGCACUGGUGGAUCUGGAAAGUCUUUCCUCAUGUCUGCUGCCAUCGAAGACCUCAAAAACAAGGCCCACAAACACGACUCUCUCGUCCACUACUUUUUCAUAUCGAGGGGCUCUCAAGCCACCACCCAGGCUGAUCAAAUCGAGCGCCAUCUUCUUGCACAACUCUACCGUGAGGCGGCCCAAUCGUUGGAUGUCCUGGAUAAGUGUAAUAAGGCUGUUUCGGAUUAUAUCGAACACCAAAAGAAGAGCACUACCUCCAAAACCACUACCAAGAAAGCGACAGAGGGUCAAGCUGGAUUUGAACAAACCUACAUCGCCCUGGCCAAGCUCAUCAAUAAGCGAAUCUACCUCAUGAUAGACGCUGUGGACGAGUGUGCCGACAGAGAGACACAAGAAUUCAUCCAGACAAUCAAGAACUUCGCCGGUACACCGGGCUUGAAGGUGAAUAUCUACUGUAGCAGCAGAGACGAACCUGAUAUAGCAGCUGUGCUUGAGGGUUGUCCAAGAAUCAGUGUGGAGGAGAAUAAUUCAAAAGAUAUCGCCGAGCAUGUCCAAGCCGAGAUGGCCAAAUUACCUGGGUUCACUCCAGCAGAGCGUGAAGAGGCUUGUCGAGAAAUCAUCCAAAAGGCCGGAUGCUACUUCCGUUACGUCGAGCUGGCAAUGGACUUUAUGCGGAGACCGUGGCGGAGGCCUUUAUCAGCACAUCUUGAGUCCUUACCUUCAGGUGUUGAUAACAUUUAUGCUCAACGUCUAAAUCAGACUAACCCUGCGUACUACGAUCUGCUCACCCACUGCCUGACCUGGACUACUCUUGCCGGAGAGGAAUUGACUGUUCAGGAACUCAUCGAUGGAUAUAAGGGUAGUUUUUUGGACGAGGAAGGUAACUUAGAAGACAACCACGACGAGGAGAACGUGGAUCCGGAACUCUACGAAGAGCAAAUCAGACAGGCUGGAAGUGGCUUCCUUCGGGUAAAUGCUGACCAUACGGUCAGCCUAGUUCACAACACUGUGCGAGACUUUUUCCUGCAACCACAAAGCGUCGCUGACGACAGCACAAACUCGGUGGGUGAGACUGAAUGCCAAUGUGCUAGGUGCCAAAGAGAGUUGAAACGCAGCAGAAAAUUUGUGGUUUCAGAAAGAGAAGGCCAUAUGCAAAUCACCACCACAAUCCUUCAACAUCUGCUAUCUCCGUCAUUUCAGCGCAAAUACUACGCUAAGCGCAGGGACGAAUUGGACGGAGAGGAAAAUGAUCAGGCGAAAUUGGAUGGAGAGAACCCGACCGAUGACGUUCAAACUGAAAACGAUGCACCACCAGCGGAAGCCUCACACGAACAGAUUGAGAGCAGCGGUGUUCAAGUGCAGGAUGAAAACAUUAACGAGCUAACGACCGAGAAUAUCGAUGGUGUGCAACAAACAUCGAAACAAGACAACGAGGAAGCAACACAAGCACUGUCCGUUGUCAAUGGCGAAUCGUUGACUAAUGGCGUUUCGGACGACCAAAAUCCAAAGUCUGCCGAAAGCAACGAUGAUUCUAACCAAGCACAAGAAAAGGAUGGUCCAGCGAGUGAGAAAGCAGGUCAAAGCAGCAACGAUGCUCUUGCGACGGCGGAAGCAAAGGACGACCAGUCUGUAGUAGACAGUGAUGAGAAUGUGGACUUGACAGAACAGGAUCGAGCUCGGCUUUGGGACAUUCAGGCAGACCAAGAUACCUCCUACCAGGCUCGGUACGAAAUUUCAAGACUGAGGUGGCAUUUGACACAGCUGGAAGAUAUCUAUCCCGCCAAGGAGAGGUCUGGCGAACAAUGGAGUCGAUUGCGUGAACUCCUCGAAAGAUUUCUUGAUCCAGAAUCUGAGGCGUGGAAAGGAUGGAUCCGAUCGUUGUCCGCCGCGAAACUGACGAUCGACUCCAUCGAGAUGUACGAUGACACCGAAGAAUUACAUCCUCUAGUUUUCGCCGCAUGCUGUGGCUUGACCAGCUUGGCGCAAAUACUUUUGGCCCGACCCAACGCCUCAAAGUUUGUCAACCUAAAGGUGCCGGAAGGGAUGAGCGUUCUAUGCUUUGCGGUAAUUUUUCAGUUGACCACAGAAAAAAGUAUGGAUGCGUUCUUUCAGGUCAUGUUAGAUGCCGGCGCUGACCCAAACAUCGACAACCAUUGGGAUGACGAGUUACUGGGAAGGACUUUUCACUUUCUCCUCGGGUGUCGGGCGGUCACCUUGGCACAGCUCGAGAUGUUCCUCGCGCACAAUGCUCAGAUUAAUACCCUCGACGAAACUGGCAAUGCUGCCUUGCAUUUCUUCGCUGCGGGAGAUGCUGAUCUUGAGAUAGGGGUGGCACUGGUUGAGGCUGGUGCAGAUAUUCACCUCCGCAAUGCGAGAGGGGAGACUGCGAUGCAUUUUCUCGCCCGACGGGAUGUUUGCCGCGUUGAUAUUAUGAAGUAUUUCAUUGAGAGAGGCGCUGAGAUCGAUGCAGAAGACGAUGCAUCGGAAAGACCACUGUACGAAGCUGCCCAGGCAGGACAUUCUGAGGGAGUCAAAUUGCUACUUGAACACGGUGCCGACAUUGAGGAUCCGGGCGACGGCGGCGAAACAGCACUCUUUGUUGCUGCAACGGCUGGCAAAACGGAAGUUGUGAAGGUCCUUCUUGAGCAAGGAGCGGAUUCUCUCAAACGAAAUCACCUGGGAGCAACCCCAUUCGGAAUGGCUUGCAAAUAUGGCGACACCGAGUCUGCUCUCCUCCUUGGGAGAGUCAUGGUAGAGAAAGGAGAGACUGAGCCUCUCAACUGGCAAAAUACUUGGGGAAAGACCCCGCUGAUGCGAGCUGCGUCUCGAGGACUUUCGAGCGUGAUUGACUUCAUCCUUGACCAUGUCGACGCACGGGCUGCUCUUGUGACUGUGUCCAAGAAGGGCUGGUCGCCUUUGCACUAUGCAGCACUGAGGGCCCGUCCCGAUGCGAUAAUGACCUUGCUGAAACGUGGAGCAGAUAGUCAAUGCAAGGAUAUGCAGGGCAAAACACCGCUGCAGCUGUGUUACUCGAAGAUCUGGACAAAACCUGACGAGGACCGCGAAAAAGCGAUAUCUGCAUUGAUUGACCACGAUCAGCAGGCAGCCAUCGCGGAGAUCGAGCUGCUUCAUACGCUGGCCAUCAAUGAUUGCCCCAAGCUUGUGGCAAAACUCCUGGAAUAUGGCGCCAAUCCUUACGCCACGGACGAACAUGGCUGGAACGUACUCCAACUGGCGGAGCAGUAUGACAGACCAGAUGUCGUUGAAGUGAUCAAAAACUCCAAGCUCAAGGCUGGUAUCCGGCCUUCUAAGUUUGUAGGGAGCUUUUCAGAUGUGCUCAUCUGUUCUCCUUCAGGUCUGGAGGUUGAGCUGCUGGAACGCGGCGAGCUCGUGCCAUUGUGGAUGGAUGCGAGUGAUACGUGUUACUCAACAGAUCAAGCCUUGAUCACCGACCAUCCCAUACCGGCAUCCUCUGAACGUUACUACUUCGAAAUGUCGAUUGCGGAUCGCGAGGUCAAGCUUGACGAUCCCAUCUUUGUGAUGGGAAUUACUCAAAAGCCCACUGGAUCCACGAAGCACUGGUUCCCGGGUUGGCCAAAACCCGGUACUUCGAGCUGGGCUUACCACGGCGACGACGGAAAGAUAUGGUGUGUCGCAGACCCUCCUAAAAUCAAGGAUCUGGGAUCGGCGAGAAAGUUCGGGUAUGGUGACACAGUCGGGUGUGGGGUCGACGUGAAGAAGCGGACGGUCUUUUGGACAUUGAAUGGAGAGAGGUUGAUGGAGGCCGGGUUCCAGAACGUGCGUGGCCAGAUCUAUCCGGUCAUCGUCGUCAGCCAAAUUGGCAAGGUCAAGGUCAAUUUAGGUCUGAACUUGAAGGACGAGCCUUUCCUGUGGGCACCGGGGAUCAACUGCGAUUUUGACCGAGACAUUCCUUCCCCAAGUUUGAAAAGGAUGAAAUCAGAGCAUUGA
This is a messenger RNA of Cladophialophora bantiana CBS 173.52, 4980 nucleotides long. RefSeq lists its product as uncharacterized. Bases 1 to 4980 code for a protein of 1659 amino acids. Gene Ontology annotation, molecular function: protein binding. The transcript has a single exon. The record is from RefSeq and is a predicted model, not a curated record. Lineage: Eukaryota; Fungi; Ascomycota; Eurotiomycetes; Chaetothyriales; Herpotrichiellaceae.